AUGCCACAUCAUUUAACAUCCUUUGUUGCUGCAUUAACUGGUUCUAUAAGUUCUGGGACAUGUUGUGGUUGUAUCCCUUUCACCUUUUCUCCAGCAGUAACUCCAACUAUAGCAUCUACUACAGCUCCUUUAUCAGCAGCCAUACCAAACACAGUAUUACCAGCAGCGGUUGCUUCUCAGAGUGCUGUAUCAUCAACUCCCGUAUUAACUAGUGUCAUGUCAUUCUUUGCUCCACUUUUAAGUUUUUAUAAAAAUUAUCAAAAUUAUCAAGAUUUUGAAGAAACUAAGGUAAAUAACAAGGAAAAAGUAGACAAGUCGUGUCAAUGUAAUUUAAUAAAUUCAGAUGAACUAGAUUUUAAUUAUAAUAAGAAGGAACCAUCAUAUGUAAAUGAAAAUAAAUCCUUAGAAGAUAAUCAUAUAUCUAAUGAUAAUCAUACUAGCGAUAAUGAAUGUUAUAUUAAAGAUGAAAUAUUAUUAGAAGAACUCAGAUUAUUAGCUCAUGAAAAAUGUUCAUCGAGUAGUGAAUUUUCAGGUACUUCUUUUUUGGAUGAUAAGGAACUAGAACAUUUUAAAAAUAUAAAUACACAUUAG
Plasmodium falciparum 3D7 is the source of this 591-nucleotide messenger RNA. RefSeq lists its product as uncharacterized. NCBI's taxonomy places the organism in Eukaryota, Apicomplexa, Aconoidasida, Haemosporida, Plasmodiidae. The transcript has a single exon. The record is from RefSeq and is a predicted model, not a curated record. Bases 1 to 591 code for a protein of 196 amino acids.